Messenger RNA from Strongylocentrotus purpuratus (purple sea urchin), 862 nucleotides. Its product is annotated as phospholipase A2 AP-PLA2-I-like. NCBI's taxonomy places the organism in Eukaryota, Metazoa, Echinodermata, Echinoidea, Camarodonta, Strongylocentrotidae. Bases 76 to 834 code for a protein of 252 amino acids. Gene Ontology annotation, molecular function: calcium ion binding; phospholipid binding. Gene Ontology annotation, biological process: phospholipid metabolic process; arachidonate secretion; lipid catabolic process. The transcript has 5 exons. The record is from RefSeq and is a predicted model, not a curated record.
GGUAUUAUAAAUGAAGGUCUGUUGGUGAUUCAAGACAGUCUUUCUGAUUUCAUGUUGUGAGUAAGAACAACUAUCAUGGCUUGUACAAAAAAAUGGGCAGUGUUUGCUGUAUUCGUGUCUGUCAUUGUUGUGGUUGCCAUAGUGGUACCAAUAGCAGUCUUUAGAAAUGCUGGCCAAACGAAGGGCAACUCGCUAGAGGGCGGCUCUAUGGCACCAAAUGAGAUGUUUCUACAGUUUGCCGCUAUGAUACAAUGCACAACCAAGAAAAAUCCAAUUCAAUACCAAGGAUAUGGAUGUCAUUGUGGGUUCCUCAACGGUGGUAGCGCUAAACCAGUUGAUGCUACUGAUCAAUGCUGUAUGGAUCAUGAUAGAUGUCUAAAAGAACUGGAAACAACUGGAGUAUGUACCAAACAUGCUUUCAUUACCACUUACGCAGUCGAGAUGAAAGGAUGUGGAAAGAAAAAGGCAGCAAACAUAACAUGCAAACCUCAAGCCGAUUACAGUCCUUUGGAGGCGACGUUUGCUUUUGGUAAGGUCGACUGCGCUGAGUCAUUGUGUCGAUGUGAUAGAGAAGCCGCCGUCUGCUUCAGUCAGAAUCCAUUCCAGAACCGCUACAAGAUGGGUAGGAAACGUAAAUCGGCUUGUAAGGCUGGACCAGAGACAGGACCAGGAACAGGAACAGCAACAGGAACAGGAACAGGAACAGGAACAGGACCAACGGCUGGUCUACCAACCAGUACGGAUAAACCAAUGUUACAGACGACUGUAUUUCAACCACCAGUACAAGAGACUGGGAGACCAGCUCCCAUCUACCGUAUACAGGGGCGGAUCUAGCUUUUUGACAAGGGAGAGGGGGGGGGGG